Metarhizium album ARSEF 1941 is the source of this 1434-nucleotide messenger RNA. RefSeq lists its product as uncharacterized. The record is from RefSeq and is a predicted model, not a curated record. The transcript has a single exon. NCBI's taxonomy places the organism in Eukaryota, Fungi, Ascomycota, Sordariomycetes, Hypocreales, Clavicipitaceae. The coding region runs from base 1 to 1434 and encodes 477 amino acids.
AUGAGUCCCCCGGCUGAGCGUUCGCUGCUGAGCAGCCACAGCCACCAUGGCGAGCCAGCAGCACCUACCACCCCGGCCGACGAGCCGGGAAAGUUCGAAAAGGCCUUGCGCAAGACCAUCCACAAAGGCUGGACCAAGUUGUGCGCGGCCACGGCCAAGUGUGAUCAGUGUCAACUCCAGGGCCGCGAAGUCCUUCAGAAGUGUCUACACUGCUCGUGGUGUAUCUGCCGGGAAUGCAGCGAAGCAAUCCCCGGGCCUCUAAAGAACAAUAAUCACCUCCUGGAUCACAACUCUGCAGACUGGGAAACUCCUCCCAAGAAAAGCGACUCCAACGCCAAGAAGACGGCCGUGAAGCGCGCCAAAAGGGACAAGACGGCCAGGCCGGUCGAGAAGCUCACCAAGAGCAAGAGGAAUCCUCCAUCCAUUAUCGAGGUACCCCCAGCCACUGGUGGUGGUGAAGGCGAAGGUGGAGGUGCUGAGGUAGAUGUUCAGGGUCAGGGUCAGGGUCAGGGUCAGGGUCCUCCCCUCAAAGUAAAAGCAGACAAAGCAACUCAAACCACGUCCAAAGUGUACACCGCACGCGGAGACCUCGACAGGUUCCUGAUGUAUGGCGACGAGGAAAACGCCGCCAAGGCUCUCGCCCUCAUGCAGAGCUCCCACAGCCUCGAGUCAGACAGGCAACAGCAUCCCGCUACGAGGCCCGUUUUCUCCGUACCGUCCCGUGUUCUUCUCCCGAACUCGCCAGGGCCCCGAUACCCGUCUUCUGCAUACUGGUCCGGAAACCCUCUGCCGCCCAUGCAUACCACAGCUCCGGGAGUGACCAUGACCAUGUCCAAACACCCUACACAGCCGUCUCCGCCGCCGUUCAAGCUCCCUCCACCGACGACAAGCACGCAGGUCCUCAACAGCAGAUCCAGGAACCACCAACGCUCGGGGGAGUGCGGAACAUAUCCUCAGACUCAGCUCCCUUCGCUGUUGCCGCCGCGGAACAGGAGCCGCGACGAGAAGGACAUCAACCCCUGCGCCGCGCACAAUGAACCGCACCACCCGUACAACAACAAGCAUGCCGAGCCAGCGAGGGAGUCGGCCCGCCAUGGGAGCGGCUACCACAGGCGUGCUUGCUUGGGAUCCGCACCGCCGAGGCCGUACGAGAUCCCCGAGAGCAUACAGCCGAGAAUGGCGUGGGCUCGCGUCGGUAAAGAGUCUCUGGACAGGGAGCAGCCCCUCGCGGGGUGGUCCGCCGCCGGUCCUUGGAGUCCUGCACCUCUUCACCGCGAGUCCGCCGACACCAACAAGUCCGCGCUCGGCCGACGCGGCAGGUCAUCAUCCAGGUCGCCGGGUCCCGAGCCCGUGUCCAAGAAACACCAGGCACACCAUGACGAUAAGACACCAGGGCAUGGCGAGCAAAGAGCCGCGGCUACAGUCCGUGCGUGA